AUGAAGGAGAAAUCAAAGACAGCGGCGAGGACGCGACGCGAGAAGGAGAACAGCGAGUUUUACGAGCUCGCCAAAAUGUUGCCGUUACCGUCGGCCAUCACGUCCCAGCUGGACAAAGCGUCCGUCAUCCGACUGACCUGCAGUUACCUGAAGAUGCGCGCGCUGUUCCCGCAAGCUCCGGGGGAGGUGUGGGGUCAAGCGGGUCGAGUCAGAUCUUUAGGUAACACAAGCCGUGAUCUCGGAUCACAUUUACUGCAGGUAAUAAUCAGCAAGAUGCUCCAGACGUUAGACGGGUUUUUAUUUGUGGUCGCUGCAGAUGGAAAGAUCAUGUACAUUUCUGAGACGGCGUCCGUUCACUUGGGCCUCUCACAGGUAGAGUUGACCGGGAACAGUGUUUAUGAAUAUGUUCAUCCAGACGAUCAUGAUGAGAUGGCCGCGGUUCUCACGCCACAGCCGUCAUACCACCCUCACUUCGUUCAAGAGUAUGAAGUGGAGCAGUCGUUCUUCUUGAGAAUGAAAUGUGUUUUGGCUAAACGGAAUGCAGGACUGAUGAGUGGAGGAUACAAGGUCAUCCACUGCAGUGGGUAUCUAAAGGUCAAGCAGUUCAGUUUGGAUACGUCGCCGUUUGAUGGCUGUUAUCUGAACGUGUGUCUGGUCGCCAUGGGACACACGUUACCGCCCAGCGGCAUCACGGAGAUCAAGCUGCACAGCAACAUGUUCAUGUUCAGGGCCAGUCUGGAUAUGAAGCUCAUAUUUCUGGACUCAAGGGUUUCAGAGCUGACAGGAUAUGAACCACAGGACCUGAUUGAGAAAACCCUGUAUCAUCAUGUGCACUGCUGCGACACCACCCACCUGCGCUGCGCUCAUCACCUCUUACUAGUGAAAGGGCAGGUCACCACUAAGUAUUAUCGCUUCCUGUCCAAGCAUGGUGGAUGGGUUUGGGUCCAGAGUUACGCUACAAUUGUACACAACAGUCGCUCUUCUCGGCCACACUGCAUCGUCAGCGUCAAUUAUGUCCUCACGGAUACGGAAUAUAAGGGGAUGGUGCUGUCUUUGGACCAGUUGAAUCCCAGUAAACCUGCAUUCCCGUACGGUAACCAUAGUGACCGAGAGGAGCGACCGAAGGGCAAACCGAAAGUGUCAAACGCCAGGAGUAAAAUCUUGGUUUCUCCUUAUCCACAGCAAUUCUCAGCCUUCCACCGUGAUCACUCAGAAACUGACCAUGAUGGCCAAUGGGGUGGCAGCCCUCUGUCAGAUUCCGCCUCUCCGCAGCGAUUGGAUCAGAGCGAGGCGUCAGAAACCGUUUGCACUUACAGACAAAUUCCCAAGUCCAGUUCGCUGUGUUACAGCCUUCCUCAGGGUGAAAUGACACACGGCUGUCAGCAAACACACACACACACUGCUUUGUGUGACCCACAUCCCGCUCGCGGUCAGGGCGGGCGAUACGUCUUGGGCAUACUGGAGCAGAGCGGGCGAGAGUGCUGGUGGGAUGCCAUGCGUUCUGUUUCGGCUCUUACAAAAGCAACACAACAAAACAGAAGAGAGUUUGACGUCCGAACAUGCCAUCAUUCUCACGCUCUCUGGGACGACAAGCAAAUGGUUGGUUCUCCAGAAGAAGGGUCAUUGGGUGAUUCUGGAGACAGUUGCCAUGACAACGGGACGUUUCACGCGAGUCCGUGGGAGUCCAAUAAGAUUAAAGUGGAGGACGGCAGAAUGACGGACCGCCACUCUGCCGUCCUCUUCUCCUCUGCUCCCGGUUCCCAUGAUGACAAGGAUGGAAGCCCCGCCUCUCUCUCUGGUCUGAGCAGUCCGGGGUCAGAGAGACUGUCUCACGAGUACCAGGGGCCGCUGUCGGUCUCUCCACCCAGCCUGGAGCCUCUCAAUGGGGCAGAAAGCUUGAGGGGUUUUCCCGCUCAUUAUGAUGUGAACUCACAUGUACAGUUACAGACAAACGCCACGCACGCCCACAACGGCACAUCAGUCAUCAUCAGCAACGGCAGCUGACUGGAACACAGGGAAAACUGUUCGGAAUUGCAUACGACAAUUUUGUAUAUGCACGGAAUACCCAAAUGACCUCCUACAUUUACUACCGCUGCCAAAAGUUACAACAUUUCUACACAAAACUGCAUUUAAAAUGAAAAAUGACCAUUUUUAGUUGCACAAUGGUAAUGAUGAGGUCAUGUGGCAACAAUGUUGCAAACUUCUGUUUGGAAUGUUUAGAACGGAAUAAUGUUUCACUUAAUAUUUAACAUAAGAACUCGUGUUUCUAUGGCAACAGGAAGCUUUUCAUCUGUUCUGUUUAAAACAUGUUUCGAUGUGUUUAAUUACACUCUUCUGAUAUGUUCGGUUUAUUAUUAGCAGUAAUAUGAGAGUGAAUCUCACUGUCAAGAACCACAAAAUCAAAAAUUAUACUUAAAAAAUAUAUAUAGCAUAUUAUUAAGACUAUCAAUAAUGUUCAAUUGUGACAUACCUGUAAUUUCCAUAUUUAUGAAAAUGGCAAUUUUGACCGGGUGGAAUUCCCGCUUAUAAAUCAUUUAUAACAGGAUGGUUUUCAUCUAAAGUCGUUAAUAAGUUCUUAAUUGUAUAUUGAACUCCAGUAAAAUCAGUGACACGUGUGAAGACGUCUUUAUUAUCAACACUUCUGUGAAAUUUCAUCUAAAAAUAACAAAAUAUACAAUUUAUAUGAACAUGUGAGAUUCAUUGAGAGCGUAUUGAACUAAACUUCAUCAAAUCAAAUUAUGAUUUUAAUAUUAAUCUGUUUGAAGUGUUGAUGUGAGUUACUGUGAACCAAAUCUGGCCACGCCCCCUUUAGACAGAAGUACCUUUCUUUGUAUAUAUGUGUGUGUGUGUGUGA
Xyrauchen texanus (razorback sucker) is the source of this 2854-nucleotide messenger RNA. It is a transcript of the gene sim1b, whose product is annotated as SIM bHLH transcription factor 1b. The transcript has 13 exons. Gene Ontology annotation, cellular component: nucleus; transcription regulator complex; cytoplasm. The record is from RefSeq and is a predicted model, not a curated record. Gene Ontology annotation, molecular function: protein dimerization activity; DNA-binding transcription factor activity, RNA polymerase II-specific; RNA polymerase II transcription regulatory region sequence-specific DNA binding. Lineage: Eukaryota; Metazoa; Chordata; Actinopteri; Cypriniformes; Catostomidae. Gene Ontology annotation, biological process: regulation of transcription by RNA polymerase II. The coding region runs from base 1 to 2004 and encodes 667 amino acids.